CGACGAGAUCUGGGGAUCAUCCCAAGUUGGCAACCCUGACAAAUGCGCUCCUUGGCCCUUGUCCUCCAUGAACACUGAUAAAAUGCUGUCCGGUCAGGAUUUCGUUGGCCCACGACUAGGUCCCUCAAGCCAGGUAUCAAGGCUCGGGAGAUUGAUACACAUAACGAAUAUUCGCCAUGUCCAAAGCAGCCACAACCACUUACACAGUUGAACUUCCGAGCGAUGCCGAGAAUGCAUCACGAUCCACAGCAAGAGCUUCUUUUCAAGUGGACGACUCUCCCCCCUCUGAAGAUGAUCAGGCCCAAGGGCUCACCAAGUCGGUUCUUUUGAAGCUCGCCAGCGCUGCUUUCUCGUUUUUUGUGUCCGGUGUCAACGACGGUAGCAUCGGUGCCUUGAUACCACACAUCAUCCGCGACUAUGGUGUAACUACUGCCAUUGUGUCUGCCCUAUAUGCGGCGAGUUUCGUGGGCUGGUUAUCCGCCGCCUUGUCCAACACACAUCUCAAUCAUCGCCUUGAUCUUGGAGCUAUGAUGGUUUUAGGCGCUGCCUUCCAAGUCGUCGCCCAUGCACUGAGAGCAUGGCCCACGCCGCCGUUUGGCUUGUUCAUCACUACCUUCUGGUUUGCCAGCAUCGGACAGGCUUUCCAGGACACACAGGCAAACACCUACGUCGCCACGGAGAAGGGUCUGACUGUUCACCGCUGGCUUGGUUUUAUCCAUGCCAUGUACAUGGCAGGAUGUCUCGUUGCGCCAUUCGCUGCCUCCCCCAUCGCGUCAUCGCCUUCCGGAGACGGAUCUUCGCAGUGGUACUUGUUUUACACCGUACCUCUGGGCUUGGGUGUUGCUAACUUGGCACUGGCCAUGGUGGCAUUUCGGGAUACAUUCCGCCUUCGACCCCGUGUGCGUGCUCUUGAUCCCGGUACUGUGGCUCCCGAGAAAAGCGCUUCGGCCCUCAUCAAAGAGACCCUCACGACGCGAAGCGUUUGGGUAAUCAGUCUGUUUUUCUUCUUCCAUCUCGGGGUUUGCAUCACCGCUGGUGGAUGGGUUGUGGAAUAUCUCGUGGAUGUCCGCGAUGGCGACUUGAGGCAGAUGGGAUACGUUCCAGCUGGGUUCAGCGGCGGUUGUCUCUUGGGUCGCCUCCUUCUGCCCGAUCCAACACACAAAUUCGGCGAGCGGCGGAUGAUAUUCAUAUACUGCCUGUUCUGUCUAGCGUUUCAGCUGGUAUUCUGGCUGUAAGCAUUAUCACAUGGUGGCAGAAUAGGAGAUAUUGUGUGAAGCUAAUCGAGACUUGUUACAGUGUUCCCAACAUCAUUGCUGCCUCGGUCGCCAUCAGCUUCUUGGGGUUCUUUCUCGGGCCAUUCUUUGCGACUGCCCUUGGGGUGGGCACGCGGCUCUUCCCUCCCGACAUCAGAUCUACAGCACUGCCUUUCCUCUUCGUCUUUGCCCAACUUGGUGGUUCUCUGUUCCCGAUCGUCACCGGAAUACUGGGCGCCCACGUUGGAGUCUCGGUAUUGCAGCCUGUCCUUGCGGGCCUGAUAUCGGCCUCGGCAAUCGUUUGGCUAUUUGUUCCUCAGCCUCAGACGAAGCGAGAGUAGCUGUCACUGGUACGCGGCAGGUCUCAGAAAUGAUCAAAAAUUAAGUAGCAUUGGCUAGCUUUAAGAGCAACAUGAAGCCCUUGCUCGAAUUGCGGAAAAUCUCCUUCAUUGCAUCCCUCGGCCGAUUCUCGCCUAAACGACCACGCAAAGUUCCAAUCCUUGGGCUGUCAGUCUAAGCAGGGAUGAGAUGUUUGCCUUGGGGCUUACUAACAGUUUUGGGGUAUCAAAAAUCGUAAUCAUUAAUCAUCAAAUUCGUUGCCUUCCCUACUUUGGCCGCGAUGCGGAAUGCGCUGAACCGUGAGACGAAACA
This is a messenger RNA of Podospora pseudocomata, 1904 nucleotides long. RefSeq lists its product as uncharacterized. The coding region runs from base 177 to 1235 and encodes 352 amino acids. The record is from RefSeq and is a predicted model, not a curated record. Lineage: Eukaryota; Fungi; Ascomycota; Sordariomycetes; Sordariales; Podosporaceae. The transcript is spliced from 3 exons. Gene Ontology annotation, cellular component: membrane. Gene Ontology annotation, molecular function: transmembrane transporter activity. Gene Ontology annotation, biological process: transmembrane transport.